Molecule: messenger RNA, 2105 nt
Organism: Archocentrus centrarchus (flier cichlid)
Lineage: Eukaryota; Metazoa; Chordata; Actinopteri; Cichliformes; Cichlidae
Gene: thoc1
Product: THO complex 1
Exons: 21
Coding region: 34-1998 (654 amino acids)
Biological process (GO): signal transduction; mRNA export from nucleus
Cellular component (GO): THO complex part of transcription export complex
Molecular function (GO): protein binding
Source: RefSeq, a predicted model, not a curated record
UGUCGGUACUUCCGGUUGCCAGAGGGAGAGACGAUGUCGCCGUCCUCGUUUAAUUUUGUCGACGCAAAAGACAAAUUUACGGCUUCUGCCGUGCAGGCUCUGGCUGGAAAAAACAUCAAACCUUUGAUCAGUAUUUUUAACCAGAUCUCCGGCAAUGAGGCAGAAAAAAAGACCACCCUCGACCAGGCUCUGAGGGGAGUUCUUGGUGAUCUGAUUGUUGAGCAGAAGGCAAGCUGUGAUGACUUCCUGGCUCUCAUUUACCUGAGCAUUGAUGCCGUAACAGAAAGUAUCUGUUCUGCUACAACCCCUUUUGUCCUGCUGGGAGACGUGCUGGACUGUCUUCCUCUAGACCUGUGUGACAAAAUUUUCUCCUUUGUUGAAGAGAACGUCUCCACCUGGAAGUCGAACUCCUUCUACACUGCAGGGAAGAACUAUUUGUUGAGGAUGUGCAACGAUCUUUUAAGGCGGUUGUCUAAAUCUCAGAACACAGUAUUCUGUGGGCGAAUCCAACUCUUCCUGGCGCGUCUCUUCCCUCUGUCUGAAAAAUCAGGCCUCAAUCUCCAGAGCCAGUUUAAUCUAGACAAUAUAACAGUGUUCAACAAAAAUGAACAAGAAAGCACUCUCGGCCAGAAGCACACAGAAGAAAAGGAGGAUGGUAUGGAAGUGGAGGAAGGAGAAAUGGGAGAGGAUGAUGCCCCAGCGCCAUGUUCUAUUCCAAUCGACUACAACUUGUACAGAAAGUUCUGGACGCUGCAGGACUACUUCAGAAAUCCAGUCCAGUGUUACGAUAAAUUCUCAUGGAUGACAUUCCUUAAGUUCUCAGAUGAGACUCUAGCGGUAUUCAAAAGCUAUAAGCUAGAUGACAUGCAGGCCUCUAAGAGGAAGCUAGAGGAGCUGAGAACAUCGGGCGGAGAACAUGUUUACUUUGCCAAGUUCCUCACAAGCGAGAAGCUGAUGGACUUGCAACUCAGCGACAGCAACUUCAGACGGCACAUACUACUCCAGUACCUGAUCCUCUUCCAGUACCUGAAGGGUCAGGUCAAGUUCAAAAGUUCCAACUGUGUUCUGAAUGAUGACCAGGCAGCAUGGAUUGAAGAGACGACUAAACUGGUUUAUCAGCUGCUGAGGGAGAUCCCGCCUGACGGAGACAAGUUUGCCACUAUGGUUGAGCACAUCCUCAACACAGAGGAGAACUGGAAUGCCUGGAAAAACGAGGGAUGUCCGAGCUUUGUGAAAGAAAGAACAGUAGAUGACAAACCCAAAAGACCCAUGAGGAAAAGACAAGCUCCGGAAGACUUCCUUGGAAAAGGGCCAGACCGCAAGCUUUUUAUGGGAAACGAUGAGUUGACUCGGCUGUGGAACCUAAACCAUGACAACAUGGAGGCCUGCAAGUCAGACAGCAGAGAGUUCAUGCCGUCACUGGAUGAGUUUUUCGCAGAAGCUAUUGAACAGGCCGACCCAGCCAACAUGGUAGAGGACGAGUACAAGGUUGUGCGAAACCCAAACUAUGGCUGGCGGGCUUUGAGGCUGCUGUCCAGGAGAAGUCCCCACUUCUUCCAGCCCACAAACCAGAAGUUCAAAAGCCUGGCGGACUACCUCGACAGCAUGGUUAGCAAGUUGGCCAAAGAACUACCGAAGGAUAUCCCUUCUGAGGAGAUAAAGACAGGAGAAGAGGAUGAUGAUGAUAAUGGGGACAAUCUUCUCAAAGACAGCAAUGACAGUCCGAGCAUUCAGAGCAAACUCGUGACAAACCAGCAGAUGGAUGACGUAGCAGCCAAACUGGGCGCUCGGUGGAAGAUCCUUGCUUCUCACUUGGAAGUGAAGGCGGCAGAGUUGCGAGAAAUCGAAACGGACAGCGAAGAUGUUGACAUGCAGGCCAAACUGCUGCUGGUGGCAUGGCAAGACAGAGAGGGAACACAAGCUACUGUGGAGAACCUGGUCACGGCUCUAAAUGCUGCUGGAUUCUCCCAGAUUGCAGACAGCCUCAGUGAGGCUUAAACUCUGUUACUGUACUUCCAUAACAUUGUUCCAGUCAUCCUUUUCAUACCAAAAAAUUGGAAAGCUUUUAUAUGUAGUAUAGUAUGUUGGCAGUUUUUUUUCCACUG